Molecule: messenger RNA, 5131 nt
Organism: Alexandromys fortis (reed vole)
Lineage: Eukaryota; Metazoa; Chordata; Mammalia; Rodentia; Cricetidae
Gene: Tbc1d9
Product: TBC1 domain family member 9
Exons: 21
Coding region: 4-3798 (1264 amino acids)
Molecular function (GO): calcium ion binding
Source: RefSeq, a predicted model, not a curated record
ACCAUGUGGGUGAAUCCGGAGGAGGUGCUGCUAGCCAACGCGCUGUGGAUCACCGAGCGGGCCAACCCCUACUUCAUUCUGCAACGGAGGAAGGGCCACGGGGGCGACGGGGGAGGCGGCGGCGGAUUGGCGGGCCUCCUGGUGGGUACCCUUGAUGUAGUGUUGGAUUCCAGUGCCCGUGUCGCACCAUACCGAAUCCUGUACCAGACUCCAGAUUCUCUCGUCUAUUGGACCAUCGCCUGCGGUGGCUCCAGGAAGGAGGUGACUGAGCACUGGGAAUGGCUCGAGCAGAAUCUAUUGCAGACGCUCUCCAUCUUCGAGAACGAGAAUGACAUCACCACAUUUGUAAGAGGAAAAAUACAGGGCAUCAUCGCAGAGUACAACAGGAUCAACGACGUGAAGGAAGAUGACGACACCGAGAAGUUUAAGGAGGCCAUCGUGAAGUUCCACAGGCUGUUUGGGAUGCCCGAAGAAGAGAAACUUGUCAACUACUACUCUUGCAGCUACUGGAAGGGGAAGGUUCCCCGGCAGGGCUGGAUGUACCUCAGCAUUAACCACCUGUGCUUCUCCUCCUUCCUCAUGGGCAGGGAAGCCAAGCUGGUGAUCCGGUGGGUGGACAUCACUCAGCUGGAGAAGAAUGCCACGCUGCUUCUGCCAGACGGGAUCAAAGUGAGCACACGAUCCAGUGAGCAUUUCUUCUCCGUGUUCCUCAACAUCACCGAGACGUUCAAGCUGAUGGAGCAGCUUGCCAACAUAGCCAUGAGGCAGCUCUUGGACAAUGAAGGAUUUGAACAAGACCGGUCCCUGCCAAAACUCAAGAAGAAAUCUCCCAAAAAAGUGUCCGCCCUGAAACGUGAUCUGGAUGCCAGGGCGAAGAGUGAGCGGUACCGUGCCCUUUUCCGGCUGCCCAAAGACGAAAAGCUGGACGGCCACACCGACUGCACCCUCUGGACUCCCUUUAACAAGAUGCACAUUUUGGGUCAGAUGUUUGUCUCCACGAAUUACAUCUGCUUCACCAGCAAGGAGGAAAACCUCUGCAGCCUCAUCAUCCCACUCCGCGAAGUGACCAUUGUGGAGAAGGCCGACAGCUGCAGUGUCCUCCCCAGCCCCCUGUCCAUCAGCACCAGGAACAGAAUGACCUUCCUGUUCGCCAACUUGAAAGACAGAGACUUCCUGGUACAGAGGAUCUCGGAUUUCCUGCAGCAGACGACUUCUCGAAUCUACUCAGACAGAGAGUUCUCGGGAAGCUGCAACAGUUCAGAUGACGAGGUGUACUCUCGGCCCAGCAGCCUCGUUUCUUCCAGCCCCCAGAGGAGCACCAGCUCUGAUGCCGAUGGCGAGCGCCCCUUUAACCUCAACGGCAACAGUGUCCCCACAGCCACACAGACCCUCAUGACCAUGUACCGGCGGCGAUCUCCAGAAGAGUUCAACCCGAAACUGGCCAAAGAGUUUUUAAAAGAACAAGCCUGGAAGAUUCACUUUGCUGAGUACGGGCAGGGGAUCUGCAUGUACCGCACGGAGAAGACUCGGGAACUGGUGCUGAAGGGGAUCCCAGAGAGCAUGCGUGGGGAGCUCUGGCUGCUACUCUCAGGGGCCAUCAACGAGAAGGCCACGCACCCCGGGUACUAUGAGGACCUAGUGGAGAAGUCUAUGGGCAAAUACAAUCUCGCCACCGAGGAGAUUGAGAGAGACUUACACCGCUCCCUCCCAGAACACCCAGCCUUCCAGAACGAAAUGGGCAUCGCCGCGUUGAGGAGAGUGUUAACGGCUUAUGCUUUCCGCAAUCCCAACAUAGGGUAUUGCCAGGCCAUGAACAUUGUCACCUCAGUGCUGCUUCUCUACGCCAAGGAGGAGGAGGCGUUCUGGCUCCUCGUGGCCUUGUGUGAGCGGAUGCUUCCCGACUACUACAACACCAGAGUUGUAGGGGCCCUGGUGGACCAGGGAGUCUUCGAGGAGCUGGCUCGAGACUAUGUCCCACAGCUGUACGACUGCAUGCAGGACCUGGGCGUGAUUUCCACCAUCUCCCUGUCGUGGUUCCUUACUCUGUUCCUCAGCGUGAUGCCCUUUGAGAGCGCAGUGGUGGUCGUGGACUGUUUCUUCUAUGAAGGAAUCAAGGUGAUAUUCCAGCUGGCCCUUGCUGUGCUGGACGCCAACGUGGACAAGCUUCUCAACUGCAAGGACGAUGGGGAGGCCAUGACGGUUCUGGGAAGGUACCUAGACAGUGUGACCAACAAAGACAGCACCCUGCCUCCCAUCCCUCAUCUCCACUCGCUGCUCAGUGAUGACGUGGGGCCCUACCCUGCGGUGGACAUCUUCAGACUCAUAGGAACAUCCUACGAGAAAUUCGGAACAAUCCGGGCAGAUUUGAUUGAACAGAUGAGAUUCAAGCAGAGGUUGAAAGUUAUCCAGACCCUGGAGGACACCACCAAACGCAACGUGGUGCGGACCAUCGUGACAGAGACCUCGUUUACCAUCGACGAGCUGGAAGAACUGUACGCUCUUUUCAAGGCUGAACACCUAACCAGCUGUUACUGGGGCGGGAGCAGCAACGCCCUGGACAGGCACGACCCCAGCCUGCCUUACCUGGAGCAGUACCGCAUCGACUUUGAGCAGUUCAAGGGCUUGUUCGUGCUUCUUUUUCCCUGGGCGUGCGGCACUCACUCCGACGUGCUGGCCUCCCGCUUGUUCCAGCUGUUAGAUGAGAACGGGGACUCCUUAAUUAACUUCCGGGAGUUCGUCUCUGGCCUGAGUGCUGCAUGCCACGGGGACCUCACAGAGAAACUCAAACUCCUGUACAAAAUGCACGUCUUGCCAGAGCCAUCCUCCGAUCAAGACGAGCCCGACUCUGCCUUUGAAGCCACUCAAUACUUCUUUGAAGACAUCACCCCAGAAUGCACACAUGUCGUUGGGUUGGACAGCAGGAGCAAACAGAGCGCGGAAGACGGCUUCGUCACAGUGAGUCUGAAGCAGGACAAAGGGAAGAGGGCAAAUUCUCAAGAAAACCGUAAUUAUCUGAAACUCUGGACUGCAGAAAAUAAGUCUAAGUCAAAAAAUGCGAAGGAUUUGCCCAAGUUGAAUCAGGGCCAGUUCAUCGAGCUCUGUAAGACCAUGUACAACAUGUUCAGCGAAGACCCCAACGAGCAGGAGCUGUACCACGCCACGGCCGCAGUGACCAGCCUCCUGCUGGAAAUCGGAGAGGUGGGCAAGUUCUUCAUUACCCAGCCUGCCAAAGAGGAAGGCGUCACCGGACCACCCUGCAGCCAGGCCCUCCCGGGCAUGCUCUUCCCCAAGAAGGGGCCCAGCCAGCCCUACACGGUGGAAUCGGCAGAACCACUCCCAGCCAGCCUGGCAGCUGACAGUGAGGAACACUCCCUGGGAGGGCAGAUGGAGGAUAUUAAGCUGGAGGAUUCCUCGCCCAGGGACAAUGGAGCCUGCUCCUCCAUGCUCAUCUCUGAUGAUGACACCAAGGACGACAGCUCCAUGUCCUCCUACUCGGUGCUGAGUGCCGGCUCCCACGAGGAGGACAAAUUGCACUGUGAGGACAUUGGGGAGGACACAGUCCUGGUGCGUAGUGGCCAGGGCACGGCCGCUCUGCCCGGGAGCAGCAGCCUAGACCGGGACUGGGCCAUCACCUUCGAACAGUUUCUGGCCUCACUCUUGACCGAGCCUGCUCUGGUGAGGUACUUUGACAAGCCAGUGUGCAUGAUGGCCAGGGUCACCAGUGCAAAGAACAUUCGUAUGAUGGGCAAACCCCUCACCUCCGCCAGUGACUACGAAAUCUCUGCCCUGUCCGGCUGAUACGGGAAGACAGGCAAAGGGGUUUUUAUGUUCGUCUGCGUUGGGGGGGAGGGGAGUCUUUUCUUUUAAAUUAAAUAUUUAUUAGUACCUGGCUUGAAGCCUAGUGUUUUCAUAAUGUAAUACAAUUUAAACUGGAGAGAAAUAGAUAAACACCCCCAAAGUAAGGCACUAGCAUUCUGCCUGUGGGGUAUGGUGACCAGAAUCUAGUUUAUUCAGUGAAUCCCCCCUAAAAAACCGAACUGUCAGUGAUAUGUGUAUUAUAACUUAGUGCUCUUGCUGUUCAGCUGGAUCCGUGGUGUAAAACCAGUGCUGUCUGAUGCUAACAGACGGGCGUGCUCUGUGCAUUCGGGCUCCGAAAUAAAGUUAGGUCUGGGAGGAAAUGGAGCAUUGCAAACACGAGGCUGUUUUCAGAAGGAAGGGGCAUUGUUGGCUGGAUAAAUCUUGAACUACUUUAGUAAGUCUUAAAAAUAUUUUUUAAGAUUUGAAAUAUAUUUCAUAAAAAAUCGUCUAUCCAAAAAUCGUAUUCUACACUGGUUCCCCCUUCAAGGAGGACACAUUUGGGUUCCAAGCAGUUAUGAAAAUGGAAGCAAUGUUUACACGAGGCUGGAAUGACAGAUUUGAUCCGUUUGGACAUCGACAACUUGUUCUAAUUAUUUCUGUCAGCUGGGCCAGAAAGCAACAGGAUCAUCUGAGAAUCCGAACGUGAAAGCAACGGGAUCAGCUUUUUGUCUCAAUUUUUGUCUUUGGAAGGACUAGAAGUCUUGACGCUUCUCAUCUGGGUCUUUAGAUUCUUGUUACUCGUUGAAAAUACGGCAAAAAAAAAAAAAAAAAAAAGUAACAAAAAACAAAACAAUGCCCUUUGCCAUUCCCAUGUAUAUCAUGUAUCACGUAUGACCAACUUUCCUUAAGUCGGUGUAGACGUUAUGUAUGCAGUGAAGGGAUUCUGCAAGACAACGUAACUAGAUGUUUAAAACAGAACCUGCCACUUUUUAGAACAGAAUAGAAUGCUCUGUCUGCUGAAGGGAUGUGGAAAUCAACGCUGGCACACCUGCACUUUGAAUUCAUGCUUGUUUCGUACCGUUACGCCUUUGUUUGUCUCAGAGGCCGGGGAACGCCCCCUUACUCUGGCCUCGCAAUCACGCUCACGGUUCCUUUGCUUGUUCUGACAUACUUUCCCACACACUCCCUUCUUUUAUUACACACGCGUCCUUCAUUUAGCUGUUGCAGCUGUAAUUUUUUUACCUUGUUUACAGAAUGAUUUUUAAAUUGUCAAAUGAAGUAGUAUGAACCUCAACUAGGGUAAAUGUGAACAAUUAAAACGCUUCAGAAGUGA